AGAUGGAAGAAGGAGAAGGAGCGAGAGAACGAGAGCGAGGCAACCCAAAUGACGACGAGAUUCAAUAAGAACAGGAAGAAGAGAGGCCAUGUUUCUGCCGGCCAUGGAAGAAUAGGUAAGCACAGGAAGCAUCUAGGUGUUCGAGGUAACGCUGGAAGUAUGCAUCAUCACAGGAUCUUGUUCAAUAAAUACCAUCCAGGUUACUUUGGUAAGGUCAGUAUGCGUUACUUCCACAAGUUGCGCAACAAGUUUUACUGCCCCAUCGUUAACAUUGACAAGCUCUGGUCGUUGAUACCGCAAGAGGCAAAAGACAAGGCAUCUCCGGAGAACGCACCUAUGAUCGAUGUUACCCAGUAUGGUUUCUUCAAGGUCUUGGGCAAAGGGGUGUUGCCUGCCUCACAGCCCAUUGUCGUCAAGGCGAAGCUGAUCUCGAAGAUUGCAGAGAAGAAAAUCAAGGAGGCCGAGGUGUCGUAGUUCUCACAGCUUAGAAGGUUAUUUCUUCUGCUAAUUAUUGUUGGUUAAUUAGUUAGGGUUUUAAAUUUUGGAGACCCCCUGAAAUCUGUAAGAGAAACAGAGUAUGAAUUUUGGUACCUUUACAUUGGGUUUUGUUUUGAAAUUUCAAUCAGAAUUCUACUGAUGUCU
Molecule: messenger RNA, 642 nt
Organism: Telopea speciosissima
Lineage: Eukaryota; Viridiplantae; Streptophyta; Magnoliopsida; Proteales; Proteaceae
Product: 60S ribosomal protein L27a-3-like
Exons: 1
Coding region: 49-474 (141 amino acids)
Cellular component (GO): cytosolic large ribosomal subunit
Molecular function (GO): structural constituent of ribosome
Source: RefSeq, a predicted model, not a curated record